Messenger RNA from Malassezia restricta, 1416 nucleotides. RefSeq names its product tryptophan aminotransferase. Bases 1 to 1416 code for a protein of 471 amino acids. Lineage: Eukaryota; Fungi; Basidiomycota; Malasseziomycetes; Malasseziales; Malasseziaceae. Gene Ontology annotation, biological process: biosynthetic process. The transcript has a single exon. The record is from RefSeq and is a predicted model, not a curated record. Gene Ontology annotation, molecular function: pyridoxal phosphate binding; transaminase activity.
AUGCCUCUAGACUAUGAGCGGAUGUUGUCGACCGAAUUUCAUCGCCGGCCAUCCCCUGCUAUUCGUGGUCUGUUGGCUUUUGAAUCCAAGCCUGACAUGAUUUCGUUCUUGGCAGGUAAGCCGAACCCCAGUGGAUUCCCUUUCCAGUCGAUUUCGGUGACCCUAAAGCCAGAUGCCAUCAUGUCGAAUGACCCUGAGACAAACACGCCCACAGAGCUUGUGAUUGAGGGAGACACUCUAAAUCGUGUAUUGCAGUAUGGCUCAUCGUCCAGCGACAUUUUGUUCAGCGAGGCUAUCGGUGCUAUUGUCACAGCGGUGCACGGACGCACCAGGAACGACGGCACCCCAGCCGGCGAUUUCGAAAUGUCUGUCGGUACUGGAUCGCAGGAUUUGUUGUCCAAGACUAGCACAGUGCUUUUUGACCCCGGAGAUACUGUGCUCCUCGAGUCACCCAUGUACCCCGGCCUGCUGCCAGAUUUCACGUCUCGAGGUAUUCAUGUGGUCAAUAUUGACACGGAUGACGAAGGCUUGUCGGCCACAUCCCUCGCAUCCGUACUCGAAAAUUGGUCGACCAAUGCCAACACUGCCCAUCUUCGAUUCCCCAAAGCACUCUACACCGUGCCCACCGGCGGAAACCCGGCAGGAACUACCGCAUCAGCCGACCGAAAGCGCGAGAUAUUGCGGCUUGUUCGCACUCAUAAUGUUCUCAUUCUGGAAGACGAUCCGUAUUUCUACCUUGCUUUCGAUGGGCUGGGUGAGGAUCCUGUGUCGCGCAAACGCGUUCCGAGUUACUUUGCCCUAGAGCGCGAAGAGAGCGAAACAUUCGGGUGCGGCUACGUCUUGCGCUUUGAAAGUUUUUCCAAGAUCCUUUCAGCAGGCAUGCGCGUCGGCUAUGUGGUCGGCCCGACACCUAUUGUCCGUGCCAUUGUGGCGUACACAGCCUCAUCGAACAUUCACCCAUCGUCGCUCGACCAGGUCAUAAUUGCACAGCUGCUUAAGCACUGGGGUGUAAAUGGCUUUCUGCAGCACGUUGACAAGGUGGCUACAAUGUAUAAGCAUCGAAGGGACAUGUUUUUGCAGAGCCUCAAUGCGACGCUGCGCGGCGAUGCACCGGUAGCAACGUGGGUCAUGCCCGUCGCAGGCAUGUUUUUCUGGCUCAAGCUGCACUUGCCACCUACAGCCACCGCACCGGGAGGUGACUCUUUCAAGACCAUAUCCGAAAACGCGAUCGCUCACAAUGUGCUCGUUGUCCCAGGCUCAUCAUUUUAUGCAGACGGCCGCGUGACACCGUAUGCCCGCGCCAGCUUCAGUGUGACGCCGGAUGACCAGAUCCUUGAGGGUUUGCGGCGUUUGCGUAAGGCCAUUGAAGCCACUUGGAAGGAGGCAGGUUAUGACACCAUUCCUCCUAUGCCAUAG